Messenger RNA from Blumeria graminis f. sp. triticale, 1074 nucleotides. NCBI's taxonomy places the organism in Eukaryota, Fungi, Ascomycota, Leotiomycetes, Helotiales, Erysiphaceae. The record is from the annotation of a GenBank genome assembly.
AUGUUUCCACUUCUGCCUCUGUCCAUUCUCACUCUCGCGACUGCCACCCAUGCACACAUGGAGAUGUCAUGGCCGGCCCCCUUUCGCUCCAAGUUCAACCCACACGCCUCGCCCGGCAAGGUCGAUUAUUCCAUGACUGCUCCUCUCAAGGCCGGCGGCGCAGAUUUCCCCUGCAAGGGCUAUCACUCCGACAUGCAAGAUGCCGCCGGCGUCGGUGCUCCCGUUGUCACCUGGAAGGCCGGCUCGCCCUACAACUUCACCGUCGUCGGCGGCGCUCCCCACAAUGGCGGCUCCUGUCAGGCUGCCCUCAGCUAUGACAAAGGCGCCACCUUCAAGGUCAUUCAUUCCUACAUUGGCGACUGUCCACUUAUGAACACCGGUAACUUCAACUUCGCUGUACCCUCCGAUGCCAAUCCCGGCCCGGCCAUCUUCGCCUGGUCCUGGCUCAACCAAGUCGGCAACCGCGAGUAUUACAUGAACUGCGCCUCCGUCAAUAUCGCUGGCGCUGCCGGUGGUGCUGGCACGCCGCCGCCAAAAGUCUCCUUUGCGUCGCGCCCAAACCUCUUCGUCGCCAACCUCGGCAAUGGCUGUACGACGGUCGAAGGCAAAGACACCGUCUUCCCCAAUCCCGGGCCCGAUGUGACAAGCAAGUCUUCCAAAGUAGAUAAUUCCGGCAGUAUUGUGGGAAACUGCGAACCAGCUAAGAGUAAUCCGCGCGCCCGAUCUGAAUCUGACCCCCGCUUAUUCGUAGCAAGUGGCGAGCAAAUCAGCGUAAUCCCCGUCGCCACUGCCGGUACGCGCGUCCCCAUGCCCACCGCCGCUCCCGCCCAGCCCGCGCCGCCCACCACUACCGGUAUGGCUCCAGGCAGCAUGAAGAUUAGCGCCGACGGUGAAUGUGGCGGGCCCCAGACGUGUCUCGGCUCAACCUACGGCAACUGUUGCUCUCAGUUCGGCUUCUGCGGCGAUAGCGACACGCAUUGCGGCUAUGGCUGCAUGGAGGGAUACGGCACGUGUGGCUCCAAUGGAACGGCGCUCAAACUGCGUCUGCGUGGUCCUCAUUUUCGGUAUCUGUAA